UUUACUGACACUGAUGGUACACAAAAAUACCCGGAAAAGCCCAAACACCGGUCUCUGUAAAUUACAAAAUCAAGUUUGCAUGGUCAGUUGCAUUUUGGAAUAGCUUCAAGUCAGAGAUCUUAUUCAGAUAUCGAUCUCUAGUCAAAUGAUGGCUGGAUUCUUCAAGCAAGUUGUCGGUGGAAUCAAAGGAAUUGUGGAUGCAGCCUCGGCCAACAUCAGCCCUUUUAAAGUACAAGUUGCUAAACCUGAGGAUCAUUCGGGAUUGACCAUAAAGAACAAUGACGGCAAUGUGACGCUUUUCCGUAGAUCUGGCAGCUUCGAAUGCGUGGUCUACACCGGUACCAGAGGAGUACAAAGCAAGGUGUUCAGCAUAUUCCGCUUGACCAAUGAGGGAGAGGCUUAUGCAUUGUUCAAUGUGUUCACCCCAAAACUGAAUGCCUUGACCAACUGCAGUAGCUCUUUGGCCAAUGAAAAAGUCAUGCAGAAGGUGUGCGACUGCAUGCGGGAUCAUCAGACCUGGACAACGGCCCACGUUGCUGCGUUCGUUGGCUUGUUCGAAUGUUUUAAAUUUACAGAUAUUAAAAGUCUCAUAAACAGUCGGUGCACAGCUACUUGCGCCACCCCAAUCAUGGCAGCCAUCAUGGGGAGACAACUCCAAUGUGUCCAAGAGCUUCAGGCAUGUGGUGCCUCACUGGAGAUGCAGGAUAUUAAUGGAGACACUGUGUACCAUUACGCUGUUCAGGGAGACACAAAAACCAUACCGGUGCUGGCUCGAACCGACGUUAAAGAAAUUAUGAACUGGAUGAACCGCAGCGGGCUGACCUGCCUCAGUGUGGCCUGUGAGAAAGGUAGUGCAGAGGCUGUAGAGGAAUUACUUCAAGUCGGAGCUAACCCCUUUAUAUCUUCUGCAGACUGUUUCCCGAUUCAUUUGGCUGUUAUGGCAGAAAACCAAAGGUGUGUCGACAUUUUACUGAAGAAGUUUCCGGACCAGGCAAGCUUGCGAGACAACAAAAACGGAGGCACUCCAUUUCACUGGGCCAGGACUGAUAAGAUGAUGGAGUUGCUGUGUAAGACGAAGUGUGACGUGAAUGUGAAGAGUAAGACCAGCCACACGCCUCUACACGUGAUGCAGCAGGAAAAGAGAAUCAAUUGUAUCAUGGUGCUGUUGUGUUACGGUGCCGACGCUACAGUGGCUGACCUGAACGGAGAUACACCUUUACACCUCGCUGUCAGGAACGAUGAUGUUGAAAUGGUGCGAACCUUCGUGGUGUUUGGAGCAGACGUCAAUCUGUGUAACGCUCAGAACCAGACCGCCAGACACAUUGCAGCUGUUAACAACGGCAAGAACAAGGAUAUUAUUGUGUUCAUUCUACAUGUGUCUGGGGCUAAGCGCUGCACCCCGGAGGUAAAGGGCUGCCAGAAGGGAUGUUUCUGUGAGGGAAACUACGCUGGUACCCCCGACGAAACCAUGAAAAACAUGAUGGAUGCUGACAAAACAGCCAUUAUGGAUGAAAUGUUUGCAUCCUUCCCUUUCGAUGAGACAUUGUCAAAGGCAGAAGAAGCCGGAUUUGGCCUCGAUUCGCCCGACUCCGGCACUGGUAUCCCACCUGGUGAUAGAUUGCUUUGCCUAGACGGAGGUGGUAUACGAGGCCUGGUGCUCAUUCAAGUUCUGAUGGCUGUAGAGAAGGAGGCGGGGAUUCCCAUAAAGGAGUGUUUUGAUUGGAUAGGAGGGACGAGCACAGGUGGAAUAUUAGCUCUAGGAAUCGGCAUCGGGAAAUCCUUGACGUACUUGAAGGGAUUGUAUUUUCGUUUAAAAGAUGAAGUCUUCACAGGAACGCGACCAUACGCUACCGAGCCUUUUGAGGAUAUGUUGAAAAGGGAAUUCGGGGAAACAAGAAUGAUGACCGACAUCAGUCACCCAAAGGUAGUGGUAAUGGGUGUCUAUGGAGACAGACAGCCUACUGAAUUACACCUGUUUAGGUCCUACUUCCCGACCAUACAGAGGGAUUUUACAACCGCUAACAAGGAGGUCAAGUUUGACCCCCCUCCGCCUCCUAAUGAACAGAAGAUGUGGCAAGCAGCACGUUCCAGUGGUGCGGCUCCUACCUACUUCAGGGCUCACGGCCGGUUUGUGGACGGCGGAAUGAUCGCCAACAAUCCCACUCUGGACAUGCUCACGGAGAUCCACGAGUACAACACUGGACUCAGACUAAAGAAUGAGACACACCUGACUCACCCGCUAGUUUGUGUUGUCUCCCUUGGCACUGGUCGGGUCCCUGUCGUUCGCAACGAGCACAUUGAUGUGUACAGGCCGGAGAGUGUGUUUGAGAUCCACAAGGUGGCGAAAGGAAUAUCUGGACUGGCCAGCAUGCUCCUUGAUCAGGCCACUGCAUCAGAGGGGAGUCCUGUGGAUCGGUCCAGAGCCUGGUGCAGCAUGCUAAACGUACCAUUCGCACGAUUCAGCCCCCAAUUAUCAUUGGACCUGCCCCUAGAUUGUCAUGACAACAAACAACUAAUUAAUAUGAUGUGGGAAACCCAGUGUUACAUCGAGGCCAACAGACAUCGGGUCCAGCGUGUGGCCAGCAUGCUGAGGAAAUACCACAGGAUAAAUAUGUCCCUACAUCCGCCAUCCGACAGCCCCAAGCUGGUCGAGGUGGAAGGCACAUAAUAUAUACUUUGAAAUAUAAGUACUUUCUGUAAAUUUUGCUUUUGAUUUAUAGUCAUUCUUUACAAAAUGAUUUCCUUUGCUAAUUUCAUACUAAGUCAGACUAAUUUUGGUAAAUAUUGAUGUCUGAAACGCAUAAUUAUCUCGUGAUAUGCACAAUAUUGAUUUCAGUUUUUAGUUAAAAGAACUUUAAACAAUGUACUUCAAUGCUUUCACAUAUAAAGGAAUUAUUAAAAUAAAAAAUGAAAAAAAUUAUCUUUGAUAAUUAUGUUGGCAGUGAGAUGGCUACUUAACUGAGGGUCAUUAUAUUGAAUUAACUUUUUGCUUAGUUUAUAAGAGCAAGCCAUUUGGAAUAUUUGGUAACGAAGAGUAUUACAGUAUAAGACAUUCCAUUUUGUUUGUAAGGAAGUGUAUAAAAUGUGAUAUUGAAUUGCUUCAUAUGGUUGGUGAUUGGUUCAUGGUAUAUAAGUUGUAUGCUACCUUAUACAUUCUAACUGUGAUCUGUGUGAGAGUUGUCUCCCUGAAAUGUUUUUUUUUCUGUGAUAUUAUUUAGUGCCAGGUAGCUACCUGAGUAAAUGUUGUAUCAGUGUUUAGCAUUACUGUUUCUACCUUAUUAACCUAAACAUGUUAAGGGUAUAUGCUACAUACCUUACACUUAAUCAGGGUGAUUUUUGUGUUGCAGUUAUCUCCCUUGGAAAUGUUUGCUGUUAUUUUGAAUUCUCUUAGUGCAGUUAUCUCCCUUGAAAAUGUUUGCUGUUAUUUUGAAUUCUCUUAGUGCAAUUAUCUCCCUUGACCAUAUUUGCUGUUAUUUCUUAUUUCUCUUAGUACAAUUAUCAAUUUCCAUUAAUAUCACACUUACCAACUUUUUAAAAAAAAUCAUAGGGGAGAUUAUGCAUGGUCAGAUGUAUACACUCUUGGGGGAAAAAAUGAGCUGUUCUCUCAGAUGCACUCAUCAGAUCUUGGAAAAUAGGAAUAGUUAGCAAAUUCAGUGUUUGAAAAUGCUCAAUUUUAGAGUCCAAAAUAGGGAGAGUUGGGCAAGUAUGUUAUACCCACAGGGUCUGUGGGGGAAAAUGGUCAAACGUGAGGGGGUGAGAUUAUUACCGGAUGUGAGCCCAUGUUUUACCAGUAGUCACAAUCAUGCAGUCAUAAAUAUGUAUAUCAACAUAUUUACAAUUCACAAUUCAAAGCAAACAAACCAUGGCUAAUAUUACAAAAAUGUUAAUGCAUAUUAAAAUUUUACACUUCUGCAUAUUGCUUCCUAUGAAAUAUAAAAAAAUGUAUAUAUUUGAUAAUGAAAACAGUUUCCUACACCCAAUGGGUUGACUUUGACCCAUUCACCCCUAAAGUCAUAUUUGAACCUUACCAAAUCAAUGACUGGUCAAGUCCAGUUGAGAAUUGUAGGGGGUGAAUGAGUUGAACAGCUUUAUUACCAGGUAUAAAUAUCUGCCAAAUUCUCAACUAUGAAAUGAAGGCCAAAGGUGGUCAAACUGAACAGUCAAGCCUGCUAAAUGUAGGUCAUUUCAGUAUUUCAACAUCUCAGAGUCAUCUAAAGUAAUACAAUGUGGCAUUUAAAAUAUUUCAAUUUGUCUUAAAUAUACUAGUCUUAUUUAAUAAGUAUUUCCUUGUAUAAUGGAGAAAAUUUUUUAUUCAUGUUGACAUUAUCUCGACAGUGGAAAGGAGCCCAAUAUAGUAUAAUAUUAUCUGAGAAGGCCAAAGAUGUCAUUUGCAGGUUGACUUGCACAAAUGCUGGUGAUUUGGUAGGUAUGCAGGGUUAUUUAUAGAUUGCGGUAAAUUGAAAUAAGAAUUUACAUUCCAAUAUACAAAUGAUUUUGAAAUCCAUUGUUAUUUAUUUAAUGUACAUUGUACAAUUAUUUAUUAUUUGCACUUUUGUUAUAAAUGAAUUUAUGUUUACUUUUAUUGUGGUAUUCGUUGUUCUUGUUGUCCAUUUUUGAUCAAAAUUUGUAAUUAUUAAGAGAGUUGUUGUGAUGUUACCGUACAUCUCUCACGAUUUCAAUUGUUAUAAUAUCUGAUAUUGAGGAUACCGUCAGUAGUAUUGACCUCGUUAUUUCUUAACUACAUGUAAUGAAUACUGUAUGAAAUAUUUUGUUUCUUAAUGCUCUUUACCGUAUUUGCCGCAAUUAGCACCCUACCCCUUUUCAGGAGGAAUUGGAGACCUGACCGAGCUCGGUCACAGAUUCAUAGUAUUUAACUGUCAAAGCAGAAACAUAUGCCAAGUGAACAUGGCAGGACUUCGUUUGAAGCAAAUGAAACACUUGACUGUUUAUAAUGGCCUUUGGUGAAAACAGCACUAAGUUGCACAGCUUUUUCUUUCACAACUCACAUUUUAUUACCCAAUGGAAAACCCCACUUUAAGCCAAUUUUUUCUUUAAAGCUCCAUGGGUGCUAAUUAUGGCAAAUACGGUAGUUGUUGAGAUUUUAUAUAUGCAAUUUAUUGGUUGAUAUUGCCUGCAUGUUAAAUAAUUUAUGUCUAGCAUUCGUUUUAUACAUUCAGCACAAAUAAAGUGUGUUAUGUUAUAUUACUGUCGAGUCAUGCUGUCUGUCCAUCUGUCCAUCUUUCCAUCCGUCCAUCUGUUUGCAAAACAUCACGACCGGAACUAGUUCCCCAGUUUCCCGCCAAAGUUUUCAAGAUUUGGUGUAUGUAAAGAUAAUCAAACAAAUAUGACCUGAUUGUAACAUUGGAAUGCUAUUUUAAAUAAUGAGACAGUUAUAUUAUUCCAUGCACAUUUGAACCUUUUGGCCUCAGGCCACAAAUACAUUUACGGGUCGUUGCACAAGAAUUUAGUGCAUAAGGACAUUUCGGUUUCUAAAUGAUUUCUAAAUGAUUUUUCCUGUCUGACUCACAGGUAUGUACAGUUUUUUACAUAGAAUUGUUCAUCAGUAUCUAUUCUAGUGAUUAAAUUGUUUUGACACAGUUUUAAAGUUUGUAUUUGCAGCAGGACACAAUGAGUGAUGAGGCUUGCACAUUGAUAUUUUGUGUUUUUUUUGGUAUAGUGACAGUCAAAUGAAAUUAUCUUUCUUAAAUGCCGGUCAUGAGGUACUUUCCAGCUCACUGUGUAGGUUCUGGUUGAAUAGAUCUACAAUAUGAAAAAGGAACCAGACCCUGUGCAAAAGUUUCAAAAUAUUUCAAUUUAUUUUAUCCUUCGGUAGUAACAUAUGGUAGAAUUAAUUGUGGUCUGAGGCCUUCUGGUAUGAUUGGAAAUAUGAACAAAGGGAGACAAUAUUAAUACCUUCAACAUGUUUCAACACCUCUAAAAAUAAUUAAAUAUUUCUGAGUAUUUAAGUACAGUAAAACCUCGUUAUUCUACCACCAUUUGUACACAGAAAUUUGGCAUUAUACAGGGGUUUGGCUAUAAAUUGAGGGAAACACAUCAUGGAUUUCUUGAAAAAAAAUGGACCAUGAAUUACAUUGGCUGUAUGUGAGGUGGCAAAUGAAAUGCGAGGCAUUACAUUGAGUUUUUUUUGUACAAUUUUAUUUUCUGUAUCGCUCAAUUGGCAUCAGCUUGGGCCAUACAAACGGUUUCUGUGUAAUAAUUUUUUGAAGUAAUGCUCUCAUUUUCAUAAAACAGAAAAUUCAUGCCUAUAAAAUUAAUUUGUCUCUCAAGUUUUACCUAAAUCAAUCAAAUUUGAAAAAAAUUAUCCAUCCCAAAGAGCAAUCUUUUGUGGUUACUUUAGCAAAGCAUUUAAAAUGUAUGUGUCAUAGUUAUUAAAGUUGCAAACCGCCAACAUAUUUCAAAUUUCACUUUUCUUCCUUCUUUGGAGUUAAUUUCUGUAGAUAUAUAUCUCUUUAUGUAUAUCCGAUACUCCCUAUAACACCAAAAGUUUGCUGACAAGACUUUGUGCAUCAAUAAACUGCCAUUUUAAAAAGGUUUGGCGAUAUAUCAAGACAUCAAGGAAUGGUUAAGGGAAAAUGGGAUCCUGAAAUGUGUUUGCGGUAUAUAUAUAUGCGAGGUGGCUAUAUAUAGGGGUUUAAUUGUAGAUGUGGCAAUCAAGGUUUAACUCAUUCACCCCUGACAUUUCAUAAUGAUCUAUUCCAACCUUUGAAUUGGAAGAGUUCAAAUGUGUCUUCAGGAGGUGAAUGAGUUUAUUGUAGAUACAGUGUAUGGCAUUCCAGUUUUAGUUGUAGAUGUGGCAAUCAAGGUUUAACUCAUUCACCCCUGACAUUUCAUAAUGAACUAUUCCAACCUUUGAAUUGGAAGAGUUCAAAUGUGUCUUCAGGGGUGAAUGAGUUAAUUGUAUGUUACAAUGUUGAUCAGUGUAUUGUAUGUAAAAUGUAUUAAGGAUUAUGAUUUCUGUAGUCCACGUGAUUGUGAUGCUUUGUCUUCCAUAACCAAUCAAAACGUAGUCUGUAGAUGUGAAUGCUUCAAUAAAAUAACACCUGUGA
This is a messenger RNA of Mizuhopecten yessoensis (Yesso scallop), 7067 nucleotides long. RefSeq names its product 85/88 kDa calcium-independent phospholipase A2-like. Gene Ontology annotation, molecular function: protein binding. Bases 146 to 2668 code for a protein of 840 amino acids. Gene Ontology annotation, biological process: positive regulation of ceramide biosynthetic process; lipid metabolic process. Lineage: Eukaryota; Metazoa; Mollusca; Bivalvia; Pectinida; Pectinidae. The transcript is spliced from 17 exons. The record is from RefSeq and is a predicted model, not a curated record. Gene Ontology annotation, cellular component: mitochondrion.